Molecule: messenger RNA, 1329 nt
Organism: Drosophila obscura
Lineage: Eukaryota; Metazoa; Arthropoda; Insecta; Diptera; Drosophilidae
Gene: Syx13
Product: syntaxin-12
Exons: 3
Coding region: 320-1165 (281 amino acids)
Biological process (GO): vesicle-mediated transport; intracellular protein transport; vesicle fusion
Cellular component (GO): membrane; SNARE complex; endomembrane system
Molecular function (GO): SNARE binding; SNAP receptor activity
Source: RefSeq, a predicted model, not a curated record
GCAGCUAGUGGAAUAUAUGACAUAUUUUUUGCUAGCAAACAGUUUUUGGUUCUGACUACUAGGCUUUAAGGGAAACGCUUCACCUCCCUUGCAAUCGACUGCAACUCGUUUUGAAGUAAAUCCUAGGGAUUUGUCUGUCUGUUUGUUUGUUUGUUUGUGUAAUGCAGAGCGAGGCAACGUGAACCGUCUGCGGGUUUAUUUGUCGCCCCAUUUUCAACUAUCUACUACUCUACAUAGCCGCACAGUCGCGUCAUCGAGCCAGCCCAGCGAACACAAAACAACAACAACAGCAACAGCAGCGAGAAUCAGCAGAGCAGUCAUGUCCCAGGCCUUGAACAAUCCAACGGGUGGUGGUGCCCCGCACCGCGAUUACGGCGCAACGGCCGAGAGUAUCACGCCCGAAGUGAGCUUCGCUGCGCCCGGUGGCUCCUCCGGCUUCAGUCCCACAGAAUUCAUGUCCCUCAGCGAGGACAUCGGGCACAACAUUACGGCUGUCCUCUUCAGCACCAAGCAGCUGGAGAAGCAACUGAAGCUGAUUGGCACGCCCAAAGAUCUGCCGACGCUGCGGGACAAAGUGCACAGCAUCAAUACAAAGACCAAUGCCAGGAUACAGACCAUUACCGGGGACCUGCAGCGUCUGCAGGCCGUCGUCAGGCACGGCGAUCGCAUGCAGAAGCUCCAGCUGGAGAAGCUGACGCGCGAGUUCCACAAUGUGGUCGAGAAAUACUCCAACUUGCAGAGGAGCAUCUCAUCCGCUAUGCGACAAAGCUAUCAGCGGGCCCUGGGCUCCGAGCACGAGUCGGAGGCAUCUGCCCGGGCCGAGCUGCUGCAGGAGCAGCGCCAGGAACAGGCUGGCCUGCAGCAGGAGCACGACAUGCUGGUUGAGCGCCAACGUCAGGUGGACCAAAUCGAGUCUGAUAUCAUAGAUGUGAACCAGAUAUUCACCAAGCUGAGUGGACUGGUGCACGAGCAGGGCCAGCAAAUGGAUUUCAUUGAGAACAGUAUUGAGCAGACCGCCACCAAUGUGGAGGACGGACAUUCGGAGUUGGCCAAGGCGGCUAGAAGUCGUCAGAGCUAUCGCCGCAAGAUUCUGAUCCUUUUAGUGAUUGCUGUGAUAAUAGGUUUAAUUGUAACUGGCAUUAUAGUGGCCAAAUUGAACAGUUAAUUGUUUUAUUUAUAUCGUACACACAUAUACACACACACGCAUAAAUGCAUGUAUGAGAAUAAUUAAUGAUUUUUGUAAAACAAUUUAUAUAAAAACUCUGUUUAAUCACCAAGUGAGCAAAGACAACAAAAAAAAACAAAGCAAGAAAAUAAAAAAGAAGAAAA